Paramisgurnus dabryanus is the source of this 992-nucleotide messenger RNA. NCBI's taxonomy places the organism in Eukaryota, Metazoa, Chordata, Actinopteri, Cypriniformes, Cobitidae. The record is from RefSeq and is a predicted model, not a curated record.
AUGGUGGAGGCACAGAAAGCUAUUCGCUCUGUUGUGGUGAACUUAAGCCCGAACAAGAAGAGUGAUGAUCAGCAGAUGGAUCUGUUAAAUGUGGUGUUUGUGAUCGUGGGUCUGGUGUUUACUACUUUGGCUCUGUUGACUUUUGCUUUCUGUCGAUGGAAACCUGGAAUGAACAAUGUAGCUCGAAUCAACCUCUGCAUCAGUCUGCUGUCUGCUCAUCUUCUGUUCUUACUCACACAACAAUUCAUCAAUCUCAUAAAACCUCACAAGGAGUUGUGUGCUGUGAUAUCAGGCGUUCUUCACUUUUUCUUUCUCUCGUGCUUUGUGUGGAUGUUCAUUGAAGCUGUGCUGCUCUUCAUCUCUUUGAAGAACCUAUCACAGAUCAGCUCCAGAUGGAGGGCUGUGCUUAGCAGUAGAUUCUUGAUUGUGAUUGGAUAUGUGAUUCCUUUCAUUAUAGUAAGGGUGUCUGUUGGACUGGUUCCUGAAGGCUAUGGCAGUGAACAAUGCUGGAUAAAAGUGGAGAGAGGCUUCAUCUGGAGUUUUCUGGGACCUGUUUGCUUCAUUCUUGCAAUAAACACGAUUCUCUUCAUCAGUAUCAUCGUCAGUCUGAACUUAACUCUAAGAAAGCUCAAAACUGAAGUUUCACAGAUGAAACAAAACAAGAUUAUGUUUUUUAAAACUCUGGCUCAGUUUGUGAUUUUUGGUUGUCCUUGGAUUCUGGGUCCCUUCAUUGACAGCAAAGUGGUGAAGAUUCUCUUCCUGAUCCUGAACUCACAGCAAGGAACCUUCAUCUUUCUGGUCUACUGUGUUCUCAGUGAUGAGGUCAGACAGCAGUAUGUGAAGUGGUUAAGAAAUCUCUUUUCUGGACUCAAACCCAAAACCAUCAAAAGUGGCUCCAACAACACUGCGGACUAGAUCAAAUUAAUGACUUCAUUCAGUUUUUAGAUUUAAUAUAACAAACUCUCCUUAAAUGUCAGCUGUCAGUACUUACA